Messenger RNA from Lineus longissimus, 857 nucleotides. RefSeq names its product MAM and LDL-receptor class A domain-containing protein 1-like. The transcript has 4 exons. Gene Ontology annotation, cellular component: membrane. Lineage: Eukaryota; Metazoa; Nemertea; Pilidiophora; Heteronemertea; Lineidae. The coding region runs from base 1 to 786 and encodes 261 amino acids. The record is from RefSeq and is a predicted model, not a curated record.
AUGGGUUGUGUGUCUGAAAAUAGAGGACAGCUGGAGGACACUUCGUGUAGGCCUACCUCGCCUAUUCUUUUGAAGUCAAGUGCACCACAGUGCAUCAGGGCAGCCCUAGAAUAUAUGUUCCAAUUCACGAUUACAGACGCAGCCGAUUGUGACUUUGAGGCCAGCAACCUCUGCGGUUACACCCAGGAGAUGAAAGAUGACCUUGAUUGGACAUGGAACUCAGGAUCAACAGGCACAUUCAUGACUGGACCCAACAUGGACCACACAUUCGGAAGGACCAAGUAUGGUACAACAGUGCAAGGACACUACCUGUACCUCGAGUCCUCUCCUCCAGCCAAGGAGGGCGACAAGGCAGUCAUCACCUCACCCCCAAUCACUGGAAUCUCGGACAUGUGCCUGCAGUUCUGGUACCACAUGUUCGGCCAUGGGAUAGGUACAAUCAAUGUUUACACCAAGGUGGCUGAGAACAUGCCAGAGUUAAUUUUCUCAAAUUCUGGUAACCAAGGCAACCGUUGGUUAAAGGGCGAGGCGACCAUCUUGUCAGCAACAGUAUCUCAGGGAUACCAAUUGGUGUUCGAGGCAACGAGGGGCAGAAGUUUCAGGGGAGACUUGGCAAUUGAUGACAUCAAGGUGAACAGCGGGCAGACCUGUGUAGUAGGUUUAAAUACAUCAUGCGAGGACCAAGACCAGCGAUGCCCUCUGUGGGCAGAAAUGGGAGAUUGUUUGAACAAUGCAGCGUUCAUGCUAGAAACAUGUAAACAGGCUUGUGACAAUUGCGGAAAGUAGCUUUUACAGAACCGAAUUGUUUUUCAAAAAACAAGAAAAGAACAUAAGGCAUAACAGGGUAUAUGUAUAAA